Messenger RNA from Perkinsus marinus ATCC 50983, 1665 nucleotides. Its product is annotated as phosphatidylinositol-4-phosphate 5-kinase, putative. Lineage: Eukaryota; Perkinsozoa; Perkinsida; Perkinsidae. The transcript has 20 exons. Gene Ontology annotation, molecular function: phosphatidylinositol kinase activity. The record is from RefSeq and is a predicted model, not a curated record. The coding region runs from base 1 to 1665 and encodes 554 amino acids. Gene Ontology annotation, biological process: phosphatidylinositol metabolic process.
AUGUGGCUUCGGAAGACUAGAGAGGCUGAUGCUGUUGGGAGUAUCUUAUCUAUAGGCAACCUCAUGGAGAAGGUACUUGCGCUUGAUGGUGUGUCGUCGUCGUCAGAGGUAGGCUUUAGUGCAGCCACCAAAGAGGAGAUGCUCCAUGAGGUCCGCUAUGGAUGCGCUAGUGCUGGUAUCAUUGAUGCCGCCGAUACCAAACCUUCGGUUACAACAAUGAAAACAGCAAUUUGGAGCAAGAUCGAGUCGCUGUGGCGGGAAUUUGAAGCUGAUGGAGGCAGGAAUUUUGUGGCGAGUGACGAUGGCAAGUCGCAUUUACCUCACCAUGUUGCCCUGGCAUUCACCUUCGGUCAGCGUGAAAUACUCUAUUUUCGAGCUGUAUCGACACAAGCGUCGGAGUCCGACCUACCCAGUGAGGAGGUCCGAGCCAACAUCAGCAAUUCACCCAUGACACAUAAGAGUCGACCUAAGCAUCUAAGAGGUGCUAAGUUGGUUGGUAUCGACUCGGCUAACUAUGCUCUUGCAUAUGCUAUGAUGGUUGGCAUUGAGGCUACGAUACGGGCAGGGGAGCAAUUGAAUCCUCAAUGGCCGUCUAUAGAGACCAGUCACCCGGUGGAAGGGUCGGACCUAAUGCCUAUCGAUAACGUGGCUGCUGCAGUUAGACGUAGCUAUUUGUUACCACCAAGUGGCUCCCGCUUAUCCCCUCCUCACAUAAGUAAACCCAACAGGUACAUUCGGCGUCGAUGCUGUAUCACGGAUGAGGAGUACCUGUCUAGUCUCUGCCAAAGAGGCUUUUCCCUCAUCGAAUUCACGACCAACAGCAAGUCCGGAGAAUUCUUCUUCUUCAGCCAUGAUGGGAAGUUCAUGUUGAAGACGAUAUCGGACGAGGAGGCUGAGGCCUUGUUGGUGAUGCUGAGGGACUAUGCUCACCAUGUGACCUCCCAUAGGUCUCUCCUCACUCGUAUGCUGGGACUCUAUCGGCUGCAUAUAGGAGAUCGCUAUAAGCGUUGGUUCUUCGUGUCCACCUCAGUAUUCGACACCGGGUCCUUGGGGCUGCAUGCUCAAUAUGACCUAAAAGGAAGCACGUCGAAAAACCGCAAAGCUGGGGAUACUGAGACUGUUAAGAAGGACCUGAACUGGAGUCAGGCUGGCAAUAAGAUACAUGUCCCCGAUAAAUGCAAAGAUAUUUUAAUAUCGACGCAUAAGGCUGAUGUGGAGUUCUUGGCACGACAUGGGGUGACGGACUACUCAGUGCUUGUUGGUGUACAUGAUACGGAGAGCAGUGAUGCCGGCCCUGUCAUCAUCGACGUGGCAAAGUCUGCGAUCCAACUUGACCAUAUCCUCGACUAUAAGGCAGCACGUUGGCAACGGAUGGGAAUGGCGAGGCGUUCACGGGCCCAUCUCUUCGACGCUCCCGUCGCUCCAGAGAUACAAGUACUUUAUUGGCAUCAUCGACUACCUCGUCCCAUGGGGUCUGAGAAAGCGUGCCGAACGGGUGGUGAACGCCUGUCUAUGCCAAGAUAUGCAGCAAGGCAACACAGGUUCUUCGCCGAUAAGGUGAUUGGUCCCCAUGAUGGACUCCCUAUUGCAGCUCCUGAUGACGAGCCCUCGAUUGAGAAGAUAGAGGAUGCCGAAGUGAAUGAUGGCCAAGGAGAUCGAGUUUAG